AUGGCACGUCACUACUACGAAGACGAAGAUCUCGACAUCCAUAUAUCCCGUGAAACGUUAACGCGAGGACGAGAUCCCGUCCCCACAAUCCCAUACCGAAGACCACAACCACAACAUAAUCCCGUUCCCUCCCCAGGCUACCGGUACGGAACAUCCACCUAUCUCGCCCCAGAGGUAUCUUCCAUCCGACGAGCCCAUUCAACAGGUCAUCGGGAACGAUCUCCUUUUCCUCCUCCUCCACCACCAGUUGCUCCUGCUCCUAUCGCACAGCCUAUCAUCGUAGACCAGCGACGGAUUUACAAUGAUUUCGAUAGCGACAGCGAUGAUUCUUCCGUGUAUGAAACUCAUCGUGCGAGAAGUAGAUUAAGUGUAGCAGAUGGAGGGAGACGCAAACAUCGAAGUCAUAGCCGUCAUAGUCGUCAUGUGAGUACUUCGCACAGUGGGACAUCAUCUAGACGAGAGAGUUUCACACGUGAAGAAUUUGAAUUGGAGAGGACGAGGGCGGAGUUGGAGAGGAUUAGGAUGGAGAAGGAGCGGGAGAGGAGUGAGAGGUUGGUGAGGGAUCUGGGGAGUUGGCGAGGGGCGGAGACGGAGAGGGAGAGGAAUGAGGUUGUUGAGGGAGGAUAUUGAGUUGAGGAUGACGAAGGGGAGUUGGAACGGUAUAAAUGAACGGAGGAGAAGGAGAGGGAAAGAAUGAGAGGUGAGAGAAGAUCGAAUGACAAAUGGAACGAUAUAAAGGAGAAAGAGAUGGAAAAGAAGGAAAGAAUAAAGAAGAAUCGAGGAAGAAAAAAAUGGAGAAAGAAAACGUAGUCAAGAGGAAAAAGAAAGAGCCGAGAGAGAAAUCAGAGAUACAUACGAACGAAUGAAACGCAUGGAACAAGAACGACACGAGCGAGAAAACAAGGCACGCGAAGAAACGAUCGAAAAGUACAAGAAAGAAGAAGCCGAGAGGGCAGCUCGAGAACGCAAAGAAAAAGAAGAGAUAAUUGAGAAAUUCAAAAAACAAGAAGCCGAUCGAUUAGCGCGAGAGAGACAUGAGAGGGAAGAAAGAGAAAGGGAAUAUCAACGACGUCUUCAUGAGGAUCUUCAUAAAGCCGGUUUGAACGAACAACAAAUCGUAGCUGUGAAAGAAGGGAAAGCUCUUCCGCCACCCGUGGUUCAGAUGCCUGCUCGUCCUCCUCCUACUCCUUCUCCAGUACAGCAUGCUCAUCCGCAGUAUCAAAUUCAACCUGCGGGUCCAAGACCAACUUAUACCAGAAUGUCGAGGAAACAUUUGUCGCUUGAAACAUUACGUGUUUAUGGAAUUUCAUACGAAUUUGAUAGAGAGGUAAAUACCCGCUUUCCCAUACCUUUCCCCAAAACCCCUUCACCACUCUCCCCUUGAAAAAAAAGAAACCCCUCCGCUAACCCCACCCCAAGGACCCCGAAUACCUCCUAAUCAAACGCUGGGUGCCCGAAGAAGAACAAGACAUCCUGUGGACACACACACGACAACUACGGGAAACACGAAGCCCAGCACCGCAAAAACAACUACAGCAACAACAGCAUCAACACACCAUCGAAUACGUCAAGGAAUACGUCGUGGAAGAUCGUCAUAAGAAGAAACAUCAUCGGAAAAGUGAUGAUUUGCAGUUGGUUAUUGAGAGGAAACAUAAGCGGGGACAUAGUCAUGCUGGGAGUAGGAGUCCGAGUCCUUGGGUUAGGUGGGCGGCGGGGAGGUAAUUGGAUGGUUGGGAUGGAGGGGAGUGGGCCGGAAGGGAGGGGAAUAGAUGGAUGUGCUUACCAUAUGUUGGUGGAAGCGGGUUAGAGGAGAUGAUGAUGAUGGGGGAGGUGAUGGAUGGGUAACGGCGAAAUUGAAAGGAUGGAGUGAGCAGGUGGAUUAGGACCGGGGUUAAAGGUUUUGGUUAAAGGUUUUUGGUUUUUAAUGAGGGAUGAGUGAUAAGAUAAAUGAUCUGGAUGGAGCAAGAGUUUGAUGAUGAGAAUGCUUCCUUUCUUUCUUUCUUUCUUUCUUUCUUUGUUUGUUUGUGUGUUAGUGUGUUUUAUUUUCUUUCUUGGAUGAACUCUCAUCCCUUUUUCUAUGUACUGAGCUUGAAUACCCACAAUAUAACGAAUGGCAUUAACGAUCAUGAAAUAAGAAUAAACAAUCAAACAAAACAUGCAGAAAAUAAAGUGGAUAUCAUAAUUUUAUCUAUGCUGAAAAGGUAAUCAUACAAACUCCCAAAUCAAUAAUGAGUAGUGAAUCGCCCGGCUUUCCUCGCCCCCUUCCCCAAGAUCAAACAAUCACCUCUUCUCCCUUCCAAGCCAAUUCAGCCCUUCUAAUAAGUUCCUCGUAAAUCGUCCAAGCCAAUGCAGAACUAACCGCCUUCCUCCCCAUCCUCAAACCUAACCCAUCAAAAAGACUCUUCACUCCCUCCUCCCCUACCAUCUUCCGUCCCGCCAUAACCAAAUUCGUAUAUUUCUUCGGCUGCAACUGGAUCCUCGUUUUAAUCGCAUCAAAGGGAUUCGUUAUGGCAGUUGCCAAACCCGCUGCUAAUACCCCCGA
Molecule: messenger RNA, 2542 nt
Organism: Sclerotinia trifoliorum
Lineage: Eukaryota; Fungi; Ascomycota; Leotiomycetes; Helotiales; Sclerotiniaceae
Source: the annotation of a GenBank genome assembly